AUGGGUUGUGAAGUGUUGCCGGGGAGCAAUGCCAAACCUAAGUCUGUGCGCCGAGCUAAGCAAUGGACAGCUGAGGUGGAAAACCUUUACAGGUUCCAAGAAGCCGGUUACAGGGAUGAGCUGGAAUACCGACAAAUAAAGCAAAUAGAGGUUGACCGUUGGCCAGAAACUGGCUUUGUGAAGAAACUUGAGCGAAGAGAUAAAACCUUUUUUUACUUCAGCAGAAAACGGGAAUGUGAGGACAGAGAGGUCCACAGAGUAAAAAUCUAUGCAUACUGA
Messenger RNA from Chanos chanos (milkfish), 279 nucleotides. It is a transcript of the gene meig1, whose product is annotated as meiosis/spermiogenesis associated 1. Gene Ontology annotation, cellular component: nucleus. The record is from RefSeq and is a predicted model, not a curated record. Bases 1 to 279 code for a protein of 92 amino acids. The transcript is spliced from 2 exons. NCBI's taxonomy places the organism in Eukaryota, Metazoa, Chordata, Actinopteri, Gonorynchiformes, Chanidae.